GCACCGCCUGGGGCUUGGCGCGUUUGCCCCAGAUUGGCAGAAGCCUGCUCGCUAUAAAAAGCCAUUUCUCCUGCUAAGAUUCUUUUCUCUCAGAUCGAUCUCAGUAGAGCACGAAGCAGAAUGCAAAAAGGGAUCAACACACCAGAGGAAGCCAGGGGAAGCGGGGGUGGCCGAGCUGGAGGGCUGCUGGCCGUCAAGUCAAAGAAGCGUCGAUUGGCACUCCACAUCCCCAACGCUUACCCUCGCCAGAUGUCGAGAAGCCCGCCCGCUGAGUCUCCUGGCGCAGCAACGACAUCCUCGGCAGCUGUGCAUCAGGAUCAGGCACAAGGACGGGCGCAAACACCGUUGCAGGAAGAGGUGGCGCCGAGGACGGCAACGGCAACGAUGACGCUCGCCAAGAUCGCAAGCACCUCAUCAACGAGCACCGACGCCUCGGCGGGCUCGCCUACCAAGGUUCCAGGCCAAGGGCAAGAGCCAAAAGCGCAGUCACUCUGGAGCGCAAUCUGGGGCAGCUAGGAGACGGCAUCUGCGGACG
Molecule: messenger RNA, 535 nt
Organism: Acaromyces ingoldii
Lineage: Eukaryota; Fungi; Basidiomycota; Exobasidiomycetes; Exobasidiales; Cryptobasidiaceae
Exons: 1
Coding region: 121-516 (131 amino acids)
Source: RefSeq, a predicted model, not a curated record